AUGGCAUUGUCGAUGUCGGUUUUUAGUGUUUCAUAUUCUACCUACCCUUUCGCAAAACCACGUGUAGCGUCAACGUCAUUUGCAAAGAUAGAGCUCUAUACUAGAGUAAUUCAAAUCAUGGCAGUCGACACAAUGACAGUAAGAAAUGCUUGCCCAUUUCCAGUUGUAUUUUAUGCAAUUGCAGGACCAAAGUUUGUAUUGAAACCUUUAGAAACUCAAAGUGCUAAAGCUUGUGCUAUCUGGUUUUCAACAAGAGUACUGUCUCAAUUCUCUGAGAUGAAUGAAAACAAAUUCAAGGAUAUGAAAGAUGACUACACCACUGAUCUCAAGAAUGGAGGAUACAAACCAGAUGACUGGGAAGGUGGAGGUUCUGGUGCAACUGCUGGUUCACUCCUUGGAGUUUUGGUUGGAGAUUUAACAGAGGUUUUCCAAGUUACAAACACGAUUGAUACAUCAAACAACACUUGCUACUAUGGUGCAAAGAGAGAGGGUGUUUAUGGACAUUGUAAUCUUGUUAUUACUGCUACCCCAGAUCCAGCUCAUCCAGCAUGGUGGAGACUCAAGAUUGAAAAGGAACAAGGACAAACAGUACCAGAUUUUAAAGACUUUUUAGAUAACAAUUUACCUCCAGCCUAUGUCUAUUCGGUUCCCAAUCUCGACGCUUACAAAUCCACCUAUUUUGUUAGAAUGAGAAACAAAUCUUCUGGAUUCUAUUUGUCAGCCCCCAAUGAUGUAACCGACAUGGGAGCACCUCACAUGAUCGGUCCAGGUUCUCCAUACAGCCCUUUGGAGGUUCGUCAAUAUUUUACUGCCAGACCACUCGGCACCUCUGGCGGAUACGACAUCAACUUGUUAAACAUUGCCAAAAACUCUGAUGGCUCUGUAACCAACCGAGUUCUUUACAGUAGAAACGAAGACAAUGGUUUAGGCUUUGCUUCCGAUGUUGAUGACCAAUCAAGUGCCAGAGUUUGGACCAUCAAGCAAAUUCAACAAAACCCGACUGUUAUCAAUCUGUUACGUGGCGUUAACUAUAAAGCAUUGUCUCUUGUUCCUGGGGGAGUUGGUGUUAAUCUUGUAGAUGGUCAAGAUGAUCAAAAUUGGGAAGUUGAGACCUUUACAUGUGAUAUUCAAAACUAUCCAUCUGACAAGGGCUUCAAUUUGGUAUUUUGCCAGAGUGGAUAUCCAUUGGGCACAAACAUGUACUCUCAACCGAUAAUCAUACAAAGACAUGAUGACAUUCAAAAUUGGUACUUGGAACCUGUUGAUGAUGCUCGUACCCAAUUCCGUAUCAAGAAUGCCCAAAAUUUCUAUCUUACCUAUGUUGAAGAUAACAAUACUCUCACCGUUUCCACUGCAAAGGAUGGUGUCCAUGAAGUCUUUAGCUUCAAAACCAUUGACCAUUAUGCUGGAUUCAUCAUCACCAAUACCAGAGCCAGCCAGAAUCAUGGAUGGGACAACGGAUCAUUCCGCCAAGUCAGACUUUGCUAUUCCGGUGGUUCCUUUGGUUUCCACAACGACAUUUCUCAACCAGAUUCAAAUGCUUUAUGGAUUUCCUAUUUCUAA
This is a messenger RNA of Cavenderia fasciculata, 1563 nucleotides long. RefSeq lists its product as uncharacterized. The transcript has 8 exons. Lineage: Eukaryota; Evosea; Eumycetozoa; Acytosteliales; Cavenderiaceae. The coding region runs from base 1 to 1563 and encodes 520 amino acids. The record is from RefSeq and is a predicted model, not a curated record.